AUUCAUAGAGGAGGGUCGGGAGAGAAGAACAGUUCUGUCUGCAAGAGCCCACUUAAAAGGCUGGACUCUUCUCCGAGGGAGGGAGAGGCAGGAGAGUAAGCGAGGCCUCGGGCCUGGCCCCGCCUCGGGCCGCUCGUCAGACCUCUAUCGAGUCCUGGGCCUUGACGGGGGCGGCCGCGAGGCGCCGGUUGCUGGGGGACCGUGACGUCGCGGGGUGAAAGUUGAGGGGCGGUGACGUCGGCCCUGCCCGGGCGGAGGCUGGCGGGUUGGAGGCAGGAGGGAGGGAGGGAAGGAGGGAAGGAAGGAAGCUGGGAACGAGCGAGCGAGCGGGGGCGCGAGGCGUUUACCUGGAGGCAGCGGCUUGGGCGCGCAGAGCGGCCGCGGCUCCCCCGCACCUGCGGCCAUGGAUGAGGAGCGCGCCCUCUACAUCGUCCGGGCCGGCGAGGCGGGGGCUAUCGAGCGGGUCCUGAGGGAUUACAGCGAUAAGCAUAGGGCUACUUUCAAAUUUGAAUCAACAGAUGAAGAUAAAAGAAAGAAACUCUGUGAAGGCAUAUUUAAAGUUCUUGUAAAGGACAUCCCAACAACAUGUCAAGUGUCCUGCCUGGAAGUUCUCCGCAUUCUCUCCAGAGACAAAAAGGUUUUAGUUCCUGUAACAACCAAGGAAAAUAUGCAGAUACUGCUGCGAUUAGCCAAGCUAAAUGAGUCGGAUGAUUCUUUGGAGAAGGUGUCAGAGUUCCCAGUUAUUGUGGAGUCAUUAAAAUGUCUGUGUAACAUAGUGUUCAACAGUCAGAUGGCGCAGCAGCUCAGCCUGGAACUUAACCUUGCUGCAAAGCUCUGUAACCUCCUGAGAAAGUGCAAGGACCGAAAGUUUAUCAGUGACAUUAAGUGCUUUGACUUGCGCUUGCUCUUCCUCCUGUCACUUUUGCACACUGACAUCAGGUCACAAUUGCGCUAUGAGCUCCAGGGACUACCGCUGCUAACCCAGAUCUUGGAAAGUGCCUUUAGCAUCAAGUGGACCGAUGAAUAUGAAUCGGCCAUAGACCAUAAUGGACCUCCUCUCUCACCUCAGGAGACAGACUGUGCCAUUGAGGCCCUCAAAGCUCUCUUCAAUGUGACAGUAGACAGUUGGAAGGUGCAUAAAGAGAGUGAUUCUCAUCAGUUCCGUGUCAUGGCAGCUGUCCUUCGCCAUUGUUUACUAAUCGUAGGUCCAACUGAAGACAAAACAGAAGAGCUGCACAGCAAUGCAGUCAACCUUUUAAGCAAUGUUCCGGUCUCUUGUUUGGAUGUUCUCAUUUGUCCAUUAACCCAUGAAGAAACGGCCCAAGAGGCAACGACACUGGAUGAACUGCCCAGUGAUAAAACAGCUGAGAAAGAAACUGUUUUGAAAAACAAUACCAUGGUAUACAAUGGUAUGAAUAUGGAAGCCAUUCAUGUUUUACUCAAUUUUAUGGAGAAGAGAAUAGACAAGGGAAGCAGCUAUAGAGAGGGUCUCACUCCAGUUCUCAGCUUGUUAACAGAAUGUUCCCGAGCCCAUCGAAACAUCAGAAAAUUUCUCAAAGAUCAGGUUUUACCACCAUUGAGGGAUGUGACAAAUCGACCUGAAGUUGGCUCAACUGUGAGAAAUAAGCUGGUGCGCCUCAUGACACAUGUUGACCUUGGAGUCAAGCAAAUUGCUGCUGAAUUCCUUUUUGUCCUUUGCAAAGAGAGAGUGGAUAGCCUGCUGAAAUACACUGGCUAUGGGAAUGCUGCAGGACUGUUGGCGGCCAGGGGCCUCUUGGCCGGAGGAAGAGGAGAUAAUUGGUACUCAGAGGACGAGGACACAGACACUGAGGAGUACAAAAAUGCAAAACCAAACAUUAAUCUUAUCACUGGUCAUUUAGAGGAACCAAUGCCAAAUCCCAUAGAUGAAAUGACAGAAGAACAAAAAGAAUAUGAAGCCAUGAAACUUGUCAACAUGCUUGAUAAACUUUCCAGAGAGGAGUUGCUUAAACCAAUGGGACUAAAACCUGAUGGGACAAUAACGCCUUUGGAGGAAGCACUCAACCAGUACUCUGUCAUCGAAGAGACCAGCUCUGACACAGACUAAAAGCGUCACCUGCCCAACUCUCAAUAUUGCUUUUAUCAGCAUCUUUUCUCUGUAGCUCCAGGGGAGUCUUUUCUCUAAAACAUUUAUGCCCUUGCUUUGGCUAGAAACACAUUAACUGGUUUACUCGUUGAGAAUCCAGCAUAUUUAAGAGGUGAUCCUGUGUUUUCACGAUACCGAGGCGUUCGUACAGAGCUGCAGUUAGAUGGAGUGGCAGGGGCUAACCACAGAAGAAGAGGAAUUCCAUUUCAUCGGGAUGGAACUGAAGGACUUCAUCCUAUAAAGCAGCCCUGGUUGAAUCUGGCCGUUCUGUUUGCCAAGGUUCUUAGAAGAUGUAGUCGUGGCCUUCCUCUCUCGCCUGUGAAAGCUGCCCCUUCUGAAUCUCUCCAGCAGACGGAGCCACAUGAGAAGCAGAAUGAGCCGCUAAAUAAGGGCUGAGGCAAGUGACUUGUUAGAUCAGGACUGACUACAUGGAAGCCAAGCAGCUGCUCCAUAAACCUAGUCCCACUCUUCAAUUUUGUACAAAUAUGUGGAAAUGCACAAACACGCACACACACAGCCCCAGACUUGCAAACUGAUUACAUUCUAAAAAGUUUGUAGGUCCCUUAUCGAGAACUUCAGAAUACAUUUCUCCCUCUAAAGGGUUAUAAAUGAUGGUUUAGUUCUGAGGCAGCUACAGAUGCCUAUUUAUUCUCUUACGUACCUUAACACUAGUACCAUAGAACUGAACCCCCAUCUGUAUCAUUGCAUGGGAGCAUGCAUUCUGAGGUCUGACUCGGGGUGCCAGGAACACACGUCCUCCGACCCAGCAGAGAGGAUGGGGACUCCCGGAGUGCUGGGAGUUCUCUCGUGGCCUCUGCUGGGGGUGGAGGGGGUUAGCAGCACCCAUUUGUACAUACAGGUCAUUCAUAGGUCACAGGUUGUACAUUGGGACUGUGUGUGCGCUUGUGUGUGUGUUUGACCUUUCUACCAUAUGUGAUCAGUUUAAUGGUAACUUUUAUUUAUUUAAAAAAAAAAAGAAACACAAAUAGUUACUGUUAAACUGAUUAAGGCUGUUUAUUUUUACUUUUAGAAUUGGUCAUAUGAAGAAGUAGAAUAUGGAUCCUGCAAUAGACAGUGGGCCUAGUUAAUCAGUGGCUAAAGCUGAAAGGGGUUGGUUCCCUUGUAUAUAUGUAUGUACAUGUACAUACAUGCGUACAUAUAUACACAUAGAUAAUGUGCUUAACCACUGCCUUUUAAAACUUUAAAUUAAAUAAAACAUUGGGGUUGAUUCAAUUUAGCCAUCUGUGUGUGUUUCUUUACAGAUACAUGGGGCAAACAAUAGUUCAGAGUUUAUGCUUUUUUAAAGUGUUUUCACAUCCUUUAUCUCACUUACCAUAAUACCCCUUCUAAGGAUAGGUAAAGUAACAUGGAGUAUU
This is a messenger RNA of Callorhinus ursinus (northern fur seal), 3501 nucleotides long. RefSeq names its product RIC8 guanine nucleotide exchange factor B (gene RIC8B). Gene Ontology annotation, molecular function: G-protein alpha-subunit binding; guanyl-nucleotide exchange factor activity. The record is from RefSeq and is a predicted model, not a curated record. Gene Ontology annotation, biological process: G protein-coupled receptor signaling pathway. NCBI's taxonomy places the organism in Eukaryota, Metazoa, Chordata, Mammalia, Carnivora, Otariidae. Gene Ontology annotation, cellular component: cytoplasm; plasma membrane.